Molecule: messenger RNA, 1015 nt
Organism: Dermacentor andersoni
Lineage: Eukaryota; Metazoa; Arthropoda; Arachnida; Ixodida; Ixodidae
Product: CRISP/Allergen/PR-1-like
Source: RefSeq, a predicted model, not a curated record
CAUAUGAUGUAAAUGUAUGUAUACCUGGCAUAGUCUCGGGUUGACUUGUAUUGGAUAGAGGAGGGAUUCUCAAAAAUACAAAGAGAGGAAAUGCACAACAAGAACUGAAGGUGACAAAUCCUGGCGCUGUGCAAAGCUGGACGUGCUCACGAAAUCUGCACCUACAACGCUGUGUCCGAGCUCCGACCUGGAAACCAACGGCAUCGUUGAGAUCCCGAAGAGCGAUGCUUAGCUCAGGCAGCCGGAUUGCUUCCAGGUUUCAAAUGACGCGACGCACGACCAUCCUGCCGCUCCGCUUUGUGCUGCUCGCGCAAGCCGCCGUGCUGCUGCUGUUCUGCAGCAUCCGGUGCGCGGCGUUGAACGACGAGGAGCGCGCAAACAUCGUCCAGCUGCACAACCAGAUACGAAAUUCGGUGGCCAUGGGCAAGGAGAAGAAAUGGCCGGCCGCGUCUGACAUGCUGCAGAUGAGCUACAGUCUACAUUUGGAGGAGCUCGCCAAGACCCACUUAUCGAACUGCGUGUUUGAGCCUGGCUGUAUAGGCUGCCACAUCGGUCUCGACAACCGGCCGGGACAGAACUUGUACGCCAUGGCUGGUCCUGCCAAUUGGAGCCGCGCGGUGAACUUCUGGGGCGAGGCACCCAUCGACUUCGUGCCGCCCAGCGAGCCGGGACAUCCCGUGCGCAUGAGGGUCUCGGUGCUCAGCCAGCUUCUGUGGAGCAAAUCAAACAAGGUCGGAUGUGCCUGGAAGGACUGCACCUCUAAGACCGGCAACAACAUGUACCUCUGCAAUUACAUGCCAGCGGGUAACGAGAUGGGGGGCCACGUGUACAUGAGCGGGAAGCCAUGCAGCCGCUGUCCCAAGGACACCUGUUGCUCGCACCUCUGCCCGCACAAGACCCAACCUGCCUACGAGGGCUUAUGCGCUCCCAAGUAGGACGAUGGCGAAGCUGGUGCAUGCGGCCUUUGGUUUGAGGAAUUCAAACUGGAUAAUAAAACACCUUUUCUGUGAUGAGA